Mustela lutreola (European mink) is the source of this 1244-nucleotide messenger RNA. It is a transcript of the gene ANAPC16, whose product is annotated as anaphase promoting complex subunit 16. The transcript has 4 exons. The coding region runs from base 173 to 505 and encodes 110 amino acids. Gene Ontology annotation, cellular component: cytosol; anaphase-promoting complex; kinetochore. NCBI's taxonomy places the organism in Eukaryota, Metazoa, Chordata, Mammalia, Carnivora, Mustelidae. The record is from RefSeq and is a predicted model, not a curated record. Gene Ontology annotation, biological process: protein ubiquitination.
CAGCGCGCGGGCGCCCUCACGCAGCCGCCGGCACGGGUACCCUCCGCCCGGGCGCGCGCACGCCGCCGUCCUCGUCGUUGUAAAGGCGGCCGCUCUGACUGGCCCUGGGGGCGGGGCUGUAGGGGAAAGUGCCAAAUCCGCUGAGUGAAGUGAGAAUUCUGCUAGAGAGGAAAUGGCUGCCUCUUCAUCAUCCUCCUCAGCUGGUGGGGUCAGUGGAAGUUCUGUCACUGGAUCUGGUUUCAGUGUCUCAGACCUUGCCCCACCACGGAAAGCCCUUUUCACCUACCCCAAAGGAGCUGGAGAGAUGUUAGAAGAUGGCUCAGAGAGAUUCCUCUGUGAAUCCGUUUUCAGUUAUCAAGUGGCAUCUACACUUAAACAGGUGAAACAUGAUCAGCAAGUUGCUCGGAUGGAAAAAUUAGCUGGUUUGGUAGAAGAGCUGGAGGCAGAUGAGUGGCGGUUUAAACCCAUCGAGCAGCUGCUGGGGUUCACACCCUCUUCGGGUUGACCUUGCCGGGAUGAUCAGCUCUGGUGCACAGCAAGUGCAGGGCCAGCGAGGGACUUUGCUUGCAGCAUAUGCAGCCAUCCAGAGAUUCACAGCUCCAUUGCUGAAUUGUUAAUUCACAUCCAUACUUGGUUUCUCUGUUUCUGUCCACAAGCAACAAAUACUUAAAUGUAUGAUCUUGCAGGGAAAUUUUUUGUUUAUUUGUUUAAAAAAGUAUUGAGAAUCAGAUUAAGACAAUCGGCAUCAGAGAACCGGAGGUUUAAGUUUAAGAAAUAUAUAUAAAAUUUUACAGGCCAAGUAGGACACAUACCGGAAUUGGCGCACUGAAUGACAGGAGAGACGUCUCUCCUGUCAUACGUCUCUCCUGUCAUUUCAUGCAGUGCCUGGAAUCCUCACCAGUCAAAUCUAAGAUCAAGAUCGGGAGUAAAAAACAGUGUUUCUGACCUAAAACAGUUCUUCAUGCAGAUGAAUGUGAUUUCAACUCAGGACCUGUCCAAAUGAGGAAUUUUAAAAUGUUCGGGUUUUUUUCUAUUUUUAGACAUCUAAUUCUAUAGAUUCUAACUUUUUCUAACCUCUUCUAGACAUGCCAAAUACUGGCGAAAAGAAUUACUUUUUGAAUGUUGAAGCACUUGUAAAAAUAAAUCCGUGAGCAAAAUCCUUUUAAACACAGAAAUCCUGAGUUCAUCAUGUGGGUGGGCUCAAGCAAUUCUGUAGCAAAUAAAUCCUUUGAAAGAGCUCCAAA